AAUUUACAUAACUGAAGUUACUUUCCACUGCAAGUUGACCAUAUAGCAUGCUAACUUUCUAGCUAGUCAGACCCGGCUAGUUUAGCGGUUAUGUUACUAAAUUGAGACCAAUAAUAAUAAUAAGCAGUGGCGUUAACACACCGUCAGAUUUACAGAGUUUUCAUUAAACUAUGGUUAAUCACACGGGAUUCAUGUUUAGUUUGCCCAACGUUAACGGGUGCUAAAUGCAAUGUAUUAACGCUAAAAUGAGUAAAGCGCAACACAUUAAACACCAAAGAACUCUUAUAAUCCGGUGUGACAAGUUAACAUUAAACGUUGUGCUCUCUCGGCCCUGGAUUAUAAUGUCCAUAGCUACACUCGUUGUUGUGUGUGUUGGUUGUGGGUCCUUUGGGAUCAGUGUUAAACUUUAGCUGUCAGUAGCUGGUCAGUCAUGCUGAAGGGAAUCACAAACACACACUCACUGCCUAUUGAUCCCGGUUGAUUGAGAGGCGGAUCUGUAUGUUCAUGACACGUGGCUGACAUUCCCAUUUCAAUCUAUAACGUUUUAGAACAGACACUUGGGUCAUUUUCCCUCCGGGUCGGCCCAGGGAGAAGCUUAAUUUAAAGGCAGGAAUACAGAGGAGCUCUCACAACCCGAGCGGUGUAGUGAGAGGUGAAGCGUCAUCGUCCUGGUCAGUGCAACUUUUGGUUUUUCUCUCAUUCAUGACGAAAGCACUAAUGUCACUUGCCUUCCAAUCCCACCUCCUCUUGAUGUGGAGGGAAAUCUGGACUGAACUUCAGUGAUCUCUAUUGAUCAGGAUUGAUCUUUACUUUUAGGCACCAGUGCUUGUGGUGCUGGUGAGGUCACAGUAUUCAUGCAUAAUGUUCCUGUACGUGCCACUUGGUGGUGAUAAUGCGCCGCUAAGGAGUGCUUAGUUUGUACAGCUAUGCAAAACUCCUGCAUUGUUAUUAAGGUUAAGAAAGUCUGAAAGCACUCUGAAACCACUUGUUGUCACCCACAGCACAGAGAAGACCGGCAUCACCCUGACUUAUGUAUCUUUUGCUAACACUUUCCCUAAAAAGCCACUGGUUCUUGUUGCGGGAAUGUGCUGGGGUCAACCACGCUAGCUCUGGCCUCACAUUUCACAAGAAUGAGCCUUAAAACAUUAAUGCACAUGAGCUGCGCGCUGUUAAAUAAUGCACUGGUCGUAGGUGGUGCUGUUCCACAGACGCUAAGAACCAAAUACACCUUCCUGACCUUUUUCUGCAUUCAUCACUAUUGUGGGUGUGUAAACAGGUAAUCCCCCUUGGCUUCAACUACACCCGGUUGUCUGUUGUUUUUGCCUUUUAUUGAAUCAGCAUCUCCGAUGUGACAGCGGCGGUUAGCAUCACGGAACAGACGAGGUCUUGUUUGUUGCUGUGGUUUGGCAGCAACGUGCCUGGAGCUUCAGUUUCAGAGUCUCAAAUCGACUGAUGCAAGGCAGCAAUCAUCGGAAUAAGAUAUGAAGAUCCGGAGCAAAAGGGAUUCGCACUCACCACGCGCCCUCUUUGCAUGUCAUCAACGGCAGUGAAACGGCUUCUUUUUUUUGUUUUUAACCACACGAGAUGUCACAGUUUUGUAAGCGCUUCAAUACUCAAAGGCGCGUGUCAUCACAGGAAGUUGAGGCGAGUCCCGUUUCCUGUUCUGCCACCCGGAGUACAGAAACACAUACGCCUCCAUUCUUCUGUGAGGGGAGUCCAACCCCCCCCACUGUGUUUGUAUGUCCGUCACAAGUGGGCAGCUGUCGCCGUGUACGAGUGGAGGCAACAGGUGUCUAGUUCAGACGGUCGGAGCGCAGCAGCAUCCGUCGCUGCGCAGUGUGCUUUCCGUUGUAAUGGCGAAUCCUCUAGCGAGAGGGUCCAUGGAGAACGAGCCAGGUAUCGUGUCUCCGUUCAAGCGGGUCUUCCUGAAAGGAGAGAAGGGGAGAGACAAGAAGGCCCAAGAGAAAGCCACCGAGCGCAGGGCACUCCACACCUUCUCCCUCUCUCAGCCGGACCACCGCAUUGACCCUGACAUCCUGCUUAAUGACUACAUUGAGAAGGAAGUCAAAUACUUGGGACAGCUGACAUCAGUUCCGGGAUACUUAAACCCGUCGAGUCGCACUGAAGUGCUGCAGCUCGUUGACAAUGCCCGGAAGUCCCAUCAGCUGGCCGGCCAGCUGACGUCGGAGCAGGACGCCGUGGUGAGCUUGUCGGCGUACAACGUGAAGCUUGUGUGGCGCGAUGGAGAAGACAUCAUCCUGAGAGUGCCCAUCCACGAUAUCGCUGCCGUCUCUUACAUCAGGGACGACUCUUUGCACCUCGUGGUGAUCAAAACGGCCCAGGAGUCGGGGGGUUCCCCAUGUCCCAGCUCGUGUCCGGAUCUCAACAAGUCCCAGACCCUGAGCUCCUUAUCGGAGGGUGGAGCCGUGCUCGUGGAAGUCUGCUGUUUGCUUGUGCUGGCUGUUGAUAACAAGGCAGCAGCAGAGGAGCUGUGUCUUCUGCUCAGCCAGGUCUUCCAGAUCGUUUACACAGAAUCCACCAUUGACUUCUUGGACAGAGCCAUUUUUGACGGCGCAACUACACCUACCAGACACCUUUCUCUUUACAGCGAUGAUUCUUCAAGCAAGGUGGAUGUCAAGGAGGCCUUUGAAGAGGAAGCCAGCACAUUUCCUUUCCAGGCUUCCAUGGAGGCAGAAGGAAACUCCCCACCAGCAUCGACCCCGGCGUCCCCUCAGACGAAGACCGCGAGUGACGGAGAUCUCAGCACCACUGCCGCCGAGCUGCUGCAGGACUACAUGACCACGCUGCGGACAAAGCUGUCAUCGCAAGAGAUCCAGCAGUUCGCCACCUUGCUGCAUGAGUACCGUAACGGGGCGUCCAUUCACGAGUUCUGCAUUAACCUGCGCCAGCUCUACGGGGACAGCAGGAAGUUCCUCCUGCUCGGCCUGCGCCCCUUCAUCCCGGAGAAGGACAGCCAGCACUUUGAGAAUUUUCUCGAGACCAUCGGUGUGAAGGACGGCCGCGGCAUCAUCACGGACAGCUUCGGCCGAUACCGGCGCACGGCCAGCUCCGCCUCGGAUUCCCCCACCAACGGCAACGGCGCAGCGGGAGGAAGCAGCGCCUCCGACGAGAGCCAGGAGGCCCCCGAGGGAGACGAGUGGGACCGCAUGAUCACCGACAUCAGCAACGACAUCGAAGCUCUGGGCUGCAGCAUGGACCAGGAUGGAGUGACACCCUGACACGGGCAAUAAAGAGAGGUGCUUUUUAAUGUUGUUGUUGUUUCCGCGAGAGCUGAGGACUCCUAACCGCCACCAGACCUCAGAUGAACAGCAGCCUUGAGCUCAGGGGAUCAGAUGAAGGGGGUCCUUAGCACUGACCCAAGAUAUUUUGUAUUUUCCUCUAAUUAUCAAGAGGACGUUCCCCUUUCCCGACGCACUCAAGGAAAACCCUCGACCUAUUACCACGAAAACAUGAAGUCAACAAAUGCACUUAUGCAGACCCUGUAGAUGACGAGCAGUCAGUUGUUGCCAAGCAGGGAUUUGUAGCCUCUGAUGUAUUUUCUUCUGAUAUAAGUGUCUUGAUUUUUGUACUUGUUUAUUGGCAGUAUCUGCCACAGCUGUCAGCGAUGCAGCGAAUAUCCCCCAUCUUUGGGAAUAUUUCAGUGUCUUUUAGAAAAGACUCUGGAGGCUGCACCAGAGGACUGAGACCAUGUUGCAUACGGUGAAGAAUGAGGCUGUGCUAUUGUAAUACUACUAUAGGUCACUCGGCGCCGUCCGCCAGGAGGAUUUUAUUCAUGUAUUGGCGUGAGUGUGAUAUUUUGCUAUUAUUUUUUCAGUAUGAUUUGCGUACCAGUUUUACACUAUCCUUUUUGUUUACUCAUUUAUAUAAAUAUAUAUAUACAAACUGACCGAGGAAAUGCUGUAAAAACAAAGAUUCUCACUCAAUUGGAGCGAUUGAACAGGGACUGUAUUUGACAAAGCCGUUCAGGCUGAUGUAAAUCUGUUUUAUUUCUAGUGCAGGGCAUCUUGUUGUGUAUUGUGACAUUACAUGUAUCUGUCAUUGUGCCUUUUCCACUUCAGUACUGCUGCCAACAGUCUGUCUCACACACACCGUAAUUAUGAACUGUAACUACAGUUGUUGAGCAAAUCAUGGUUAUUAAAUAACGGCUACUUUACAAUGUCCGUCUUGGUUGUUAAAUUG
Pungitius pungitius (ninespine stickleback) is the source of this 4200-nucleotide messenger RNA. RefSeq names its product CCM2 scaffold protein (gene ccm2). Gene Ontology annotation, biological process: vasculogenesis; heart development. The coding region runs from base 1740 to 3239 and encodes 499 amino acids. The record is from RefSeq and is a predicted model, not a curated record. The transcript has 10 exons. NCBI's taxonomy places the organism in Eukaryota, Metazoa, Chordata, Actinopteri, Perciformes, Gasterosteidae.